Molecule: messenger RNA, 1793 nt
Organism: Lagenorhynchus albirostris (white-beaked dolphin)
Lineage: Eukaryota; Metazoa; Chordata; Mammalia; Artiodactyla; Delphinidae
Product: cytochrome b-c1 complex subunit 1, mitochondrial
Exons: 13
Coding region: 16-1665 (549 amino acids)
Cellular component (GO): mitochondrion
Molecular function (GO): metal ion binding
Source: RefSeq, a predicted model, not a curated record
UAGCCAGAUAGAUUAAUGCGCACUGUUACCCAGGGACGCGAAGACAAGAACCAACGACCAGCAGAGAAUGAAUAUCCGCGGCGGCGUCCGCCAGGGAGCAGCCGAGCGCCAAGUCUGCGGUACUGCGCCUGCGCCUCGCGCGCCGCUGCGUCCACUCUACGCAUGCGUGGCGCGGCCCAGCGUCCACUGGAGCCAGAAGAUGGCGGCUUCCGCGGUUUGCCGGGCGGCCAGCGCCGGGACGCGAGUGCUGGUGCGCAGCCGCCGCUCGUCCUGGUCGCCCCUUUCCAGCAGCCGGCCCUGCUGAGGUCGCCUGUCUUGCGGGGCAUCGCCACCUACGCCCAGGCCCUGCAGAGCGUGCCGGAGACGCAGGUCAGCCAGCUGGACAACGGGCUGCGAGUGGCCUCGGAGCAGUCCUCCCAGCCUACCUGCACGGUGGGGGUGUGGAUUGAUGCUGGCAGCCGUUAUGAGACUGAGAAGAACAACGGGGCAGGCUACUUUGUGGAGCAUCUGGCUUUCAAGGGAACAAAGAAUCGACCUGGCAUUGCCUUGGAGAAGGAGGUAGAGAGCAUGGGGGCCCAUCUUAAUGCCUACAGCACCCGGGAGCAUACGGCUUACUACAUCAAGGCACUGUCUAAGGACCUGCCAAAAGCUGUGGAGCUCCUGGCCGACAUUGUGCAGAACUGCAGCCUAGAAGACUCCCAGGUUGAGAAGGAGCGUGAUGUGAUCCUGCAGGAGCUGCAGGAGAAUGAUGCAUCUAUGCGGGACGUGGUCUUUGACUACCUGCAUGCCACGGCAUUCCAGGGCACACCUCUAGCCCAGGCCGUGGAGGGGUCCAAUGAGAACGUCAGGAAGCUGUCUCGGGCAGACCUGACUGAGUACCUCAGCCGGCAUUACAAGGCCUCUCGAAUGGUUUUAGCAGCAGCUGGAGGGGUGGAGCACCGGCAGCUGCUAGACCUCGCCCAGAAGCAUUUCUGCAGCCUCUCUGGGACAUACACUGAAGACGCUGUGCCCACUCUCACUCCCUGUCGCUUCACUGGCAGCGAGAUCCGCCACCGUGAUGAUGCCCUGCCUUUGGCCCAUGUGGCCAUUGCAGUGGAGGGGCCUGGCUGGGCCAACCCGGACAAUGUGGCCCUCCAGGUGGCCAAUGCCAUCAUUGGCCACUAUGACUGCACUUACGGUGGUGGCGCGCACUUGUCCAGCCCACUGGCUGCAGUUGCUGCAACCAAGAAGCUGUGCCAGAGUUUCCAGACCUUCAACAUCUGCUAUGCAGAGACGGGGUUGCUGGGCGCACACUUCGUCUGCGACCACAUGAGCAUCGACGACAUGAUGUUCUUUCUACAGGGCCAGUGGAUGCGCCUUUGCACCAGUGCCACAGAGAGCGAGGUGGUCCGGGGCAAAAACAUUCUCAGAAAUGCUCUGGUGUCUCAUCUGAUCGGCACCACUCCUGUUUGUGAGGACAUUGGACGUAGUCUUCUGACGUAUGGCCGCCGCAUCCCCCUGGCUGAGUGGGAAAGCCGGAUUGCGGAGGUGGAUGCCAGUAUUUUGCGUGAGGUCUGCUCCAAGUACUUCUAUGACCAGUGUCCAGCAGUGGCUGGAUUGGGGCCCAUUGAACAGCUUCCAGAUUAUAACCGGAUCCGUAGCGGCAUGUUCUGGCUGCGCUUCUAGGCAGGAAACCUGUGCAGGCAAAAGGGCGGGGCCAGGAUCUGUGGUCCCCCCAACCACAAACAUACCACCUCAGUCCUUCAAACCUGUGCUGCGGAUAACCACCAACCAAUAAAGUCCUGUGUUGAGAA